Molecule: messenger RNA, 3028 nt
Organism: Perca fluviatilis (European perch)
Lineage: Eukaryota; Metazoa; Chordata; Actinopteri; Perciformes; Percidae
Gene: c9h1orf226
Exons: 4
Coding region: 392-1393 (333 amino acids)
Source: RefSeq, a predicted model, not a curated record
CGUUAGGUUACUCGUUACUGAAAAAAGUGGUCAGAUUAGAGUAAGAGUUGAGUUACCCUGCAUCACUGCACGUCAUUAUUAAACACAAUUUCAGGAGGUACAAUGAUCUGCGUGAAAUGCUUGCGUGUGCAAAGUGAAGUCAAGGUUAGCUGUUCCACCCGAGUGUGACUCUCCAUCUGAUUCCAAAUGGCGAUAUUUUCUCUUGUUUUAUCUGGCCAAGACAGUGUACCUUUCAGAUAUGUGUAUGCAGGUCAUGGCUACACCCAUCACCUCCACUGGCUUGACCUUUUUGUAGAAGACAUGAAUCAGCUGCAUUCUAAGCAGAAACCGCUCAAUAAUCUGUACCUUUUAGAGGUAAAAUGAUCUGAAAUCUGAUGCUUUGUCUCAUUAAAUGCUUUCCGAGAAACAUUUCUCUCCAAGAGUUGAUCAAAGUAUGUUUGAGAACUCCAUUGCCCAACAGCAGAGUCCUCAGACCUCCAGGCUGGGCCAGCCCUCGGCCCGACGCUCCCCAGCAUCAGCUAAUCAUAACCUCAGUUCCAGCUCCGUCGACUCUCCGUCCUCCGGAGGCCAACAGAGGCUUAAAAAUGCCAUUAAUCUGGGCAAGGCUGUCGGCGCAAAGGUCAAUGACUUGUUAAGAAGAAAGGAGCCCAGCCACCUCGGGGACAUCGGAGUCACUGAGGUCAACAAGAACGUUGGUGCCAAUUGGAGCUGUAUGGACCAACUUAACCAGACCACUGCAAACAGUCACAUCUCCUCCUUUGACUCCUUCCCCCGGCUGGACCCCCCGCCUCCAUCGGGGAAAAAGCGCCUCCCUCGAGCGCUGAAGACCACGGCGGACAUGAUGAUCUCCUCUGACCCCGUUGUCUCCUCUCCGGACCCUGCUGACUCCUCCUCCUUCCUCUCUUCUCCUGACAAGACGCCCCUCAUCGCCAAGGAGGAGCUGAGGAACAGCGAGGAGGAGGAGCAGCAGCAGCAGCCGGGCGAGAAGAAGGACGAGGGGUCAGAGGAGCUCACGUUGCCACCGGGCCCAGCAGAGAAGAAAGUCGCUGCCGAGUGGGAGACGACGGGAAGCAACGGCAAAGUUGAUGGAGUGAUAGGUGGAGAAGAAGAUGAUGUGGAGAACAGGAGCAGUGAAGGAGGUGAAGAGGAACAGCCCCAGCUGCAGCUCUCUGUGCCGGACCUCAUCAACAAAGACACAAAGCCAUGCGACGUCUGGCAGAAGGCGUCAGGGCCGGACUCCCGGCAGGCCUCCACCCCCCGCUCGGGGAAAACUUCCUGCCGCAUCAGCCUGGGGGAGGAGGUCCUGCUGGGGAACGGCGCGCCGUGCAACAACGGCACCGGAGGGAGCGCCGUAGACCCCGAGCCCCACCCGGACCUGCUGUCGUUUGAGUAACGAGCAGAGCCGGGGGUCAGAUACCACUUCAGUAUGUCUCGAAAAAGUUUUGGAACUUUGCUUUUUAAUUUUCACUCUAGAGGCUCAAGAGGUAAUUCAAACAGACAAAUGAUGAAAAGUACUGCGGAUCAAAUAUUCACUGCCACUUUUAAAUAUAGAACUCGACCUGCUCCGGGCUUUGCUUUAGGAAAAGGGGAAAAGUGCUUUCAGGAAUCAGGGCAGGUGCCAGAUCUGUUGCAUUUUUUACUUUUUUUAGCCACUUUUAAGAUGUGUGGAUGAGUUUAUAUGUCAUGGUGAUACAAUCUGGCCCUCCAACAUGGCUGAUCUCAGGUCAGUCAGAACACUAUGAGCUUAUUCCUGAGGAUAUGAACACAAAGCUGACCCGCACCAGAUGAGAUAUAAGUAGCGAGAGAGAAAAUAUGUUGGAGGUGAGGGUUUCGUUGUGAUGCAGACUAAAAAUGUUAACAUUUCAACUAUAUUACACGCAACAUUUAGGGAAUAUAAUAUAAUACAAUGUACUUAUCUUGUUUCAGCUCUUCCAAUAUUUUAAUGUCAGGUCUGCUUUAGGAAUGCAAUAAUACCAGAUGAAUGUAAGUAAUGUCAUGAAAUAUCCCUUUAAAUGGGCUAAACCUGUAAAUACAACUUCAUACAGACAUAUUUUCUUCCUGAAAAGUAAAAAGGUAUUACUUAUAUACAUCUUUGAAAGAAUGCAUGGGUUGUACUUACCAGCAUUAAGUUAUUAUAUUAUCAUGCCAUCAAUUUCAGGAACCCUUUUUGACAUCUUUAAAACCAUUUUAGAGGGAUAUUUGUUUCAUGAUGGUCACACUGUAAGUCAAUAUUCUACAAAAGCUGCUACAAUGAAACCAAUUACAAACUGCAACUAAUAUGAGUUUUAAAGAAAUGUAGUUCACAUUAAAUAUAAUUAUAAUAUUUAAGUUUUAGCAGAAUUUUCAUAUAGUGUAAUAGUAAUUCCAGCAUGGAAAUAUCUUGAAAAGUGAAUGCAGAGUCAGAAGGAAACGCGAGGGAGAGGAUGGAGGAAUGCGGACGUGUUCGAGAUGGAAAGGUUUCGGUGUGGGGCGAUUGUGGGGGGGGGGGGGGUUGACUUUCAGUUCAGUCGGUAAGAAAUGUCUCGCAGCAGUUUCUGCCGUAGUUUGUCAGGACUGGAAGCCUGUUGACCUGUAGCUUCAUUCAUAUUUCAUCCUUUAUGACCCGUUUUUGGUUCAGGAGUUUUUAGAAAUUUUCCCCUCCGACACUGGCAUCUCAGCAAGUGAAAAUAUUGAUCAGCAUCCCAAUCAGUUGGUUGCUUUUCACUGGAUUGAAAUCGGGGAUUUCACGUUCAUUUAGUUUGAAUAUUUAAAAAAAAAAAACUCAAAAAAUGGAAGAAAAAAGAAUAUAUAAAUACAAUGAAAAUCCAGGUGUAAAACAGAUUAUAAAGAUUCUUUUUUUGGUACUUUGUAGUUAAAUAGUGCCUUCUGGUGGUGCGCGAUCACGGUAGGCUUGUAUCAUGUGGAUGCUCCGACAGCUUUGCUGUCAUUUACUUAGAAUUCCUAGAAACUACGCACUACAGCUUUAAAGGUCCAAUGUGUAGGAAUUUCUCCCAUCCAGCGUUGAGAUCAUAUAUCGCAAUCAACUCUC